Messenger RNA from Epinephelus lanceolatus (giant grouper), 1158 nucleotides. RefSeq names its product G-protein coupled receptor 20. Gene Ontology annotation, biological process: positive regulation of Rho protein signal transduction; phospholipase C-activating G protein-coupled receptor signaling pathway. Gene Ontology annotation, molecular function: G protein-coupled receptor activity. The record is from RefSeq and is a predicted model, not a curated record. NCBI's taxonomy places the organism in Eukaryota, Metazoa, Chordata, Actinopteri, Perciformes, Serranidae. Gene Ontology annotation, cellular component: plasma membrane.
AUGGAGAGCCUUCCCACCAGUAUCAGCUCCCCCUCCACUACUGAGACCCUCCUGCCCCUCUUGACCCCAGAUCCAGCUAACUGCAGUGCCUGGGACCAGCGAUGGGGGGCACCAUACCUGCAUAGGUUGGCCCACCUCGAUGUGAAGCUUUACCAAGACUUCUAUGCUGUGUGGGUCUCUCUCAUGGUGUGUAACUGUCUGAUGCUGGUGGUCGGUGUGGUCCUCAACAGUCUGGCUCUCUAUGUCUUCUGUGGGGCCUCCGCUCACUCCUCAGCCUCUGUGGUUUACACCAUGAACCUUGCUGUAGCUGACCUGCUGGUGGCGCUAUCGUUGCCCGCUCGCAUCGCUCUGUACCACAGUGGAGGGCGCUGUGUGGCCUGCUCCUAUGUUCACACUUUCAGCUACUUUGUCAACAUGUACUGUAGUAUACUGUUUCUCACCAGUAUCUGUAUAGAUCGGUACCUCGCUGUCGUCCAUGCAUCCAGUACUCUCCAUCGAUGCAGGACCACAGGGACAGCCAGGUGUGUCAGUGCCACAGUUUGGUUCAUUGCAGUUGUGGUCACCUACUCGUUCCAGACCACUGCGUUGGAGUUCAGCUCCUCCUGUGUGCUCCUCCCUGCCCUCUUCUACCUCACCAUCCUGGAGUUCCUGCUCCCCCUCCUAGCAGUGGUGGGCUUCACUUUGCGUGUUGCCUGUUUUCUCUCCUCUAGCCAUGGCCCAAUGCCCCAGCAGAGCAGGGCGAGGAGGGCACGUGCCGUCAGGCUGCUGGCCACCGUCCUGGUGGUAUUUACCAUCUGCUUUACGCCAUUCCAUGUCCGGCAGGUGCUGGUUUACUUUCGGGUCAAAGUCAGAGGGGAGGGACUGAGUCAGGCGUGGCACAUACUUGCCUAUCACAUCACAGUUACUCUGAGCAGCCUGAACAGCUGCCUGGAUCCAGUUGUUUACUGCUUUGUGACGGACAGCUUCAAGAGAGUAUGGAGGACGAGGAGGGGAGUGAGAGAGGGCGAUGGGGAGGCGGGGCACACAAGUGGGGGAGAGGGGGAGAGGAAUUCAGUGAAUACAUGUCCAGGUACGGCCCUGGCAAUAGCUCACAGUGUGGCUACACUCACCCUCACAACCUCUCCCAUCUCUGCGGCCAACAUGGAGCACUCCAUUUAA